AUAAGCGCGCUCAGUCUAUGCAUUCUAAUCUGAAUGUGGUGGAGCUAUGAGAAGAGCAGUGCCAUUGGAUUGCAUUCGUCUGUGCCAUAGCUUUUGUAGAGAGACAAGCCAACUAAAUUCACCUUAUAAUAAUAAUCUCAUUAUAAGGCUUCGACUAUUUUUAUUUUACGCAAAUGUGGAUUAAUCUGGAUUGAUCGGAUAUUAGUGACUAUUAUUGUUGAUUAUUAUCCUUUUAUUAUUAUUUAUAUUUGCAUUAUACAUUAUUUUCAACUCCAAAUUGCAACGUCAUAAUUGUCUACUACAGUUUCCAAGCGGAAUGAGCCUGUUUUGCACCUCCUGAGGAUACAAGGCUUGAGUCUGGAUUCAAAAUGAAGUUAAAGUUUUUUUCCGGUGGGCUCUAUACGACCACCUCUAGCCUACAACUCCGUCGGCAGUUGAUAUUGCCAAUUGAAAACGUGAUGCUGUAGCCUAUUGUAGUUCAUUGACGGUAGAAAUGUUAUAAUUGUUUCUCCAUGUGAGACAUUCUCGAAUGUGGAUCACUGAAAACGAUGUAUACCGAGGCGGCUAAUUUAAAUUUCAGCUCGAAUGGAAGCAUCGACGAUCCACUGAGCUCUCUGGAUCAAGAAUGGAACGAGCCCCCGGCGAAAAGACUGUCUCGGACGGGACACCAUGUUAUGUCCGUCUUCCUUGGAUCUAUUAUGGUUUUUGGUUUCAUCAAUAACCUGGUGGUAUUGAUCCUGUUUAUUAAGUUCAAAACUCUGCGGACUCCUGUGAACAUGCUUUUGCUGAACAUCAGCGUGAGUGACAUGCUGGUGUGCCUCUGUGGCACCACGCUCAGCUUCGCCUCCAGUCUACAGGCACGCUGGCUGUACGGGAAGCACGGGUGCAUGUGGUACGGCUUCGCCAACUCUUGUUUCGGAAUUGUGUCGCUAAUCUCGCUGGCCUUCCUCUCCUAUGACCGCUACAGCACCUUAACCGUGUACAACAAGCGGGCCCCCGACUACCGCAAGCCUCUGCUGGCUGUGGCGGGCUCCUGGCUCUACUCCCUGUUCUGGACAGUGCCCCCCCUGCUGGGCUGGAGUAGUUACGGCCUGGAGGGGGCCGGGACCAGCUGCUCAGUCACCUGGACAUCCCAGACUCCCCAAUCUCACUCCUACAUCAUCUGCCUGUUCAUCUUCUGUCUGGGGCUGCCUGUGCUGGUCAUGGUCUACUGCUAUGGGAGGCUGCUCUACGCUGUCAAACAGGUGGGGCGGAUCCGUAAGUCGGCAGCGCGGCGGAGAGAGUUCCACAUUCUGUUCAUGGUGAUCACCACGGUGGUGUGUUACCUGCUGUGCUGGAUGCCCUACGGCGUGAUCGCCAUGAUGGCCACCUUUGGACACCCGGGCCUCAUCACCCCCAUCUUGACCGUGGUGCCCUCCAUCAUGGCUAAGAGUAGCACAGUCAUCAACCCCCUCAUCUAUAUUCUCAUGAACAAACAGUUCUACAGGUGUUUCCUGAUCCUGUUCCACUGCAAACGGCCCAGUUCUGAGAACGGCGUCUCCUCCAUGCCUUCCAAGACCACCGUCAUCCAGCUCAACCGCCGGGGUCACAGUAACAACGUAGCAGUCACGCCCCAGCUCACCACCGGCACCAACCACCAUAACCACCAUCCCCACACAGUGGAGUGCAGCACUAACAACCGUGAAGUCACCACCCCAGUCUCCGAACAGACCAGCCCAGACCCCAACCAAGAGAUCACCUCCUGUGGACAGCCGCCGACCCCCUCACUACCCCCCGAAGCCCCUCUCAACCCACCCCCCCUUUCCCCCACGUGACAAACGCUAUCCAGUGAUCCACUGUGUUAUAUGAUAGAGUCACCACCGAGAACUCUACAGAGGAUAUGGUGUUAUCCCUGGCAUUUGUCAUAUGGAGUCCCCCAACAAAAAAAACUGUCUACACAGUGAUCUCUCAUGUGGCGUCACCCAACAACUCUCCAUAGUGAUUUGUCAUCAUGAGAACGCCCCAGACUACCCAUAAAAUGAUCCAUCAUGAGUCAUUGGGUCACCAGAGAACUCUUCUAUACAGUCAGUGACCUAAUCCACAACGUUACCCAGACAGAACUAUCAAUAUCUUCUACUAACAAAGUGAUCUAUUCCAAGUCAUCACCCCAGAAACUAACCUGUGAUCUAUUAUCUUAUAAAAACAGGGUAUCCCAACUGGCGGCCUGCAGGUGGAUUUAUUUGGCCCUGCAAGUUCAUAGUAAAAUACAUAAUAUAUAUUGGAAUUUACAUUGUUGGACGCAAGACGAAAAACACCAUGAAAGCAGCUCCAAUGGAUUUUAAGUUUUGAAAUGAUUAUGUGUAACAGUAUACUUUUAAACCGUCCCCUCGCCCAUACCCGGGUGCGAACCAGGGACCUUCUGCACACAACGACAACAGUCACCCUCGAAGCAUCGUUACCCAUCGCUCCACAAAAGCCGCGGCCCUUGCAGAGCAAGGGGCACUACUACUUCAAGGUCUCAGAGCAAGUGACGUAACCGAUUGAAACGCUAUUUAGCGCGCACCGCUAACUAAGCUAGCCGUUUCACAUCCGUUACAUAUGCUUGAGUAAAUGUUAUCCGUUUUGACAUCUACAGCAAUUGUUCUGUCCCCCCCGCCCAUCCGCUCAAGAAAAAAAAAAAGAAUACGUCGGACCGCGGCUGAAUCUAGUUGAUGAUCCAUGUUAUCGAAGGUGUGUCAACCGCCCCAACCCAGUUAGAUGGUCAACUGUUACUUUGUCACUCAGUAAAAGGUGUAGAUAUCUUCCUGUCAAGUUUUGCCAUGAGAACGCAACCGUGUGGUGGUGUUUACUUAAACAUAAAAACUUGUAUUUUUCCUCAACUUCUGUUUUCAUAUUGUUACGUCGAUAGAACCCAGAGUUGUAUUAAGACUGCAGCGGCUUUAGUGUUGUCAUUACUGUUAUACACGGAACCCAACCCGGCUGCGCGCGUGCGCCAUCGUGCGCUAUGUAUUUUGCCCCCUACACCAAAUGCGAUCACGACACGCAGGUUAAAAUAUCCAAACAAACUCUGAAUAACUGACAUUAAUUUGGGGACAGGUAAAAAAAAAAAUCAUUAAACAUGUAUGGCAAUUUAGCUAGUUAGCUUGCACCUGCUAGCUAACGUUAAUUUGUCCUAUUUAGUUAGCUUGCUGUUGCUAGUUAAUUUGUCCUGGUACAUAAACAUUGAGUUGUUAUUUUACCUGAAAUGCACAAGGACCUCUACUCCGACAAUUAAUCCAUACAUAAAACGGUCAACCGAAUCGUUUCUAGUAAUGUAUCCUCCUUCCAGGCUUUUUCAUCUUUUAAAUUAAAUGGUGAUCGCAUCUAAACGUUCAUUGUUUUACCACGGCUACCCGCAAAACAGUCAGUCUUUCAGUCACCCACGUGGGUAUAACCAAUGAGGAGAUGGGAGAGGCCGGACUUGCAUUGCGACCUGCGUCAGAAAUAGGAAUGAGUUCUAUUUUAGCCCUAGGCGUCGCAGACGCUCGUUGGCGUGCGCAAUAAUUGAAUAACAUGGAUUUCUACAUUUAUUUUGCGGCGCACGCGACGUGUCCGGUCUGGUCAGCAUGUUACAGUAUACGGUCAUAACUGUUUCCAUUUCAAAUGAAGUGAAAUAGACAGUUCAUCUUAAUUGGUUCUAAAGCUUCUAUGAAGCCUAUGUGAAUGAUGUUGGUGAAGCUGAAUGCUUUGUACCGCAUCUGUGAGAUCAAAUUGGGCCUCUUUAUUUGCUCAGUUUUUAUAUUACACUUCAUAUCAGUUCAUGAAAUAAUAUGAAGGAUAAUCACAAUGUUUAUACAGAUAACUAAGGGUGUAAAUCACACAUAACCAUGUUCAUUUCUCAAUCGCACUAAGUUGCUAAAUCAAAAUGUUCACGCCUACUUUGUGGUUAUUAAAUCACUAUAUAGCUGUGGAUUAACUAUUUAAGAUCAUAUUUGUGCGCAAGAACAUUUUAUAGAUGAUGCAUCUGGGUGAACUGUGUAAAACUGGCAAGUAAUUGCACUCUAAACCGGAAUGACAUUUUUGGCAAUGUGAAGGGAUUUUCCAUUUCACUGCAGGGUGGGUAGGGUAAUAAACCAGAAACAGUUGGAGAAGUGUAACAGAAAAUGUGCAUGUUUGCAACACUUGAAGACAUCAUCCCAUUGGGCAAAAGACAUCACAUCAAUGUUCAACUGUCAGUUUGAAAUGUUGUUUACAAUUAUGACAA
This is a messenger RNA of Oncorhynchus keta (chum salmon), 4222 nucleotides long. RefSeq names its product pinopsin-like. Gene Ontology annotation, molecular function: G protein-coupled receptor activity. Gene Ontology annotation, cellular component: photoreceptor outer segment; membrane. The transcript has 4 exons. Lineage: Eukaryota; Metazoa; Chordata; Actinopteri; Salmoniformes; Salmonidae. The record is from RefSeq and is a predicted model, not a curated record. Gene Ontology annotation, biological process: G protein-coupled receptor signaling pathway; visual perception. Bases 549 to 1814 code for a protein of 421 amino acids.